AUGGAGGAUCAUCGACCCCUCACAUCAGCAGUUCCUCAGGAUGGGUCAGAAGAACAUCACAAUGUCCCACAGGGUGAUCAGGUUUUGAAUCCGGGUGAAAAUCUGAACAUUAUAUAUGUUACAGAGACAUAUGUGAAGGGUGAGGAGCAGAGUAUAGAGGACUUUCCUACAGAUAACCGCCCAGAUAACUUUCUCAGGAGCUCAAAGGGACAUCUGAUACCUAAAGAUUUUAAACCCAGUGAUCAUACUAUCAUACCAGAUACUUAUGAAGAGAAUGUCGUUAUUCCAAAUAUAUCCUCAGACCUGCAAAGCAAAAGUCUAUCAUCUGACCAUUCUCAAAGUGUCCUACCUUUUGAUUUAUCACAGACUGUUAAGCAAAAUAAAGAACACAGAAGGGGUGAUUAUCCAAGAAUUCACACAUGGAAUAGACCAUUUUCAUGUCCAGAAUGUUGGAAAUGUUACAGCUUUAAAUCACAUCUUGUCAGACAUCAGAGAAUUCACACAGGAGAGAAGCCCUAUUCAUGUUCGGAAUGCGGGAAAUGUUUUCGCAGUAAAUCAACUCUUAUUACACAUGAGAGAACUCACACAGGGGAGAAACCAUUUUCAUGUUCAGAAUGUGGGAAAUGUUUUAGCGAUAAAUCAAGUCUUAUUAGACAUGAGAGAAUUCACACAGGGGAGAAGCCAUUUUCAUGCUCAGAAUGUGGGAAAUGUUAUACGAUGAAAUCAAGUCUUAUUAUGCAUCAAAUAUCUCACAAAGAGGAGAGGCCAUUUUUAUGUUCAGAAUGUGGAAAAUGUUUUAAACAUAAAUCAGAUCUUGCUAAGCAUCAGAAAAUUCACACAGGAGUGAAACCAUAUUCAUGUUCAGAAUGUGGAAAAUGUUUUAUCCAGAAAUCAGAUCUUAAUAAACAUCAGAGAGGACACACAGGAGAGAAGCCAUUUUCAUGUUCAGAAUGUGGGAAAUGUUUUAGCGAUAAAUCAUGUUUUAUUUCACAUAAGAGAAUUCAUAUGGGGGAGAAGCCAUUUUCAUGUUCAGAAUGCGGGAAAUGGUUUAACAAUAAAUCAAGUCUUAUUACGCAUGAGAGAAUUCACACAGGGGAGAAACCAUUUUCCUGUUCAGAAUGUGGAAAAUGUUUUAAACAGAAAUCAGAUCUUGCUAAACAUCUGAGAACUCACACAGGGGAGAGACCAUAUUCAUGUUCAGAAUGUGGCAAAUGUUUUAUCCAGAAAUCAGCUGUUGUUAAACAUCAGCGAGUUCACACAGGGGAGAAGACAUUUUUAUGUUCAGACUUGGAAAUGUUAUAGCUUUAAAUCAGAACUUGUUAGGCAUCAGAGAACUCGCAAAGGGGAGAGGCUAUAUUCAUGAACAAAAUGUGGCAAAUGUUUUAAACAGAAAUGAGAGCUUAUUGAACAUUAAUGAACUCACACAGGGAAGAAGCCAUGUUCAUAAUGUGCAAAAUGUUUUAAUUGAAAAUCAAAUGUUACCAUCAGAAUUCACACGGGGGAACCGAUAAUAAUGUUCUAAAUUUAGGUUAUGUUUUAGCCACUAAUAGCAUUGUCCUAAACAUCAAUGCAUUUACACAUGGAAGUAUUUGUUAUAGUCAAAGUAAAGCAUUUUGGAACAUUAAAUGAUGUUUAAGAAAUGUCUAUAAAACCAAUGCCAAUAAACAUUUGUUA
Molecule: messenger RNA, 1674 nt
Organism: Bufo bufo (common toad)
Lineage: Eukaryota; Metazoa; Chordata; Amphibia; Anura; Bufonidae
Product: zinc finger protein OZF-like
Exons: 5
Coding region: 1-1302 (433 amino acids)
Source: RefSeq, a predicted model, not a curated record